Vavraia culicis subsp. floridensis is the source of this 355-nucleotide messenger RNA. RefSeq lists its product as uncharacterized. The transcript has a single exon. The annotation marks the transcript as partial. The record is from RefSeq and is a predicted model, not a curated record. NCBI's taxonomy places the organism in Eukaryota, Fungi, Microsporidia, Pleistophoridae.
AUGAUCGCAUUUCAUCGCAUCAUGUUAUUAGUUUUACACUUUGUACUAUUGCUACCCGCUUUGUUGAGCACAGAUUCAGGAACGAAAAAUGAUGAAAUUGGCAACAGCCUGGAAGAAGCAGUAAUCAAGCAAGCUAAUGACUGCGAUACGUCGUACUUUUAUUGUAACCCGGAUGAAAUAAGUUUUAAUAUCGUAUUGCAUAAUAGGAAAGAUGAAGAAGAGGGCACUAGUGUAAAGAAUGAGGUCGUUAGCAUGCACGAUGUGAUUACUAAUGCAUUUAACAAAGAUAAAAGCGUAGAUGUUGAUAGAAACAAAAAGCGGAAAGAAAGGUGGUCCACUAUUAAUAAUUUGGUUG